CGCUUGCUCAGGUGCAGCCUUAGCUUCGUCACUCAGCCUUCUCCCGCUGGCGGCUCUUCCUAGUCAGAUACCCAGUGGUGUUUUCCUUCCGCUUCAUUAUUGUGGAUCAGCGCAUUCAUGGUGACUUGAAAUAGACACGAGGCACGUUUCGCCGCGAGUGCAUCCAUAGUCUAAGGCCGGCGAGCUCCACGUAGACGGCUUCUUCCCAUGCCCUAAGACGCAAUGGACGACCACGAAUGGACAUGGUCUGAGAAGUUUCAGGACUAUUACAGGUGGCAACUGAGAAAUGUUCCCGGGAAAGCACGUUAUGAUCUUAAAUGGGGACGGAGCCUAAUCAGUCGUGACGAACAGAGUCCUAGUUCUGUUAAUACCUCUCUGCCCCCUUCUACGGCUGAACAGAGCGAUAAUGCCCGAAACGCAAUCGUACCCGGUACAAAUAACAGCACUCUCCCAUACCAACUAUCAAGCGUGAACUUUCCGAGUAUUUCAGAGGUCCAGGAUCAGUACCAACCUCCAGAAUUCAUCCAGCUCGACCCAACCUUUCGAGGGAAUAAUUCGUCGCCAUCGUUUUCGUACCAGCGAUUGGCUAGGCCCUUAGGCUCGGAGGAUACAUUGUCCACCACAGGGCCGGGCAUAAACACACCUACUACGAGUGCGGACACUUCAAGGCUUUCUUAUUCCACGCCUGGAAGUGAACAAGGCACAGGCCGGUAUGAUGACGAUACGGUGCGCACAGCGUCCCCUGACCAAGAUAUGACAUCCCGCCUUGGCACACUCAGCUUAACACAUGAAACCGGUUUCGAGACGAUACGCAAUCCUAGAGCUUACUUUAAGAAAGGCAGGGUAUUCAAAGUCAGUUGGCCAGAACCAAGGGGUGAAAUGGGUCCGAGUACCAGCCUUUCUGCCGUAUCGAUUCGUGCCGAUACUCCAACGCAACUGUCCCUACCACAAACACACGGUGCAUUGGAUAGCACAUCUGUGUUAGAUGGCAUGUCGGGUGGUACAACCCUUCAUGUAAAGACCCGAAUGUUUGUAGUCAUACGGCAGAGGGCCCAACAUUGUCUCUGCCUACCGAUAUACACGUACUCGCAACAGGGCACAUCAAAGGCUGGCGUAAAGCCAGAAGACCAUGCACCACUCAUCAAAGAGAACACGGAGCUUAUAUUGCAUCCAGAAGAGCAGGGGAGCAAACUUCAAAGACCAAUCGUUCUGAUAUUGGAGGACACUACAUUACAGUGGAGUCCACUUUCCCGAAUCAACAUCUCAAAGGUUCAGAGCGUGGAGUAUAAUCUUAAGGUGAAGACAGUAGGACGAAUAUCACCCGAUUGCUUAUCAGACCUGGAGACGAUGUUCCGGGACGCUAUCGGGCUGAGCGAGGACUGAAACAUGUAUUCAGUCGGUAAAAUUGCCUUGAUGCAAUUGAUGGGGCUGGGUCCAAGAAUGUACCAGCGAACAACUCGUCAUGGUUACAGUCAGGACAUCCACCUGAGUGUUCGAGGAUUUAGGGAUGAAGUUCGAUUACAUUGCAUGGAGUCUGCUUCAAGAAAUACGUUUAAUUCACAAACUGGACCGAGAGGAUCUGCUUUCGGUUUCGCCACAUUGCUUCUUGUAAAGCUGGAACCGUUGAGGUAGCUGCUAGCUAGAAUGCUCGUCAAAGACGAGGUUCUGAAGUGUCCUUGGGGGCCUUGGAAUCAAGAUAUCACGUCGUGCACUUCACCAUUCAAGAGGUACAGUUUUUACAUCAAGCCAAAAUGUUCCCU
Paraphaeosphaeria sporulosa is the source of this 1760-nucleotide messenger RNA. RefSeq lists its product as uncharacterized. The coding region runs from base 223 to 1383 and encodes 386 amino acids. NCBI's taxonomy places the organism in Eukaryota, Fungi, Ascomycota, Dothideomycetes, Pleosporales, Didymosphaeriaceae. The transcript has 5 exons. The record is from RefSeq and is a predicted model, not a curated record.